AAAAGUGCUGAAGAGUCCUAGGGAGAUGAGGCUAUUUUUGUUUGAAGCUGAUACUUCUAGCUGAGCCACAAGUACUGCUUGGAAAGGGCUUAGGUUGUUUCCAGGGGGAGAACUCUGCAGAGAAGAGGCAAAGUUCAACAGGACCACAAAAAACAGCUUAAACAGCCAGGAAAAGGAAGAGCCCUCACUUUUAACCCUCUACUAGAGUUCUCGAAUCCUAAGGUAUUUGCAAAGUGCCAGCUGCCUGGAAAUUUUCACCUGAUUGAUUUCUGCAUCCACCAUGACUGAGAUCACAGCUGAAGGAAAUGCAUCUACAACCACAACUGUGAUAGACAACAAAAAUGGAUCUGUGCCCAAGUCCCCUGGAAAGGUGUUGAAGAGGACUGUCACCGAAGACAUUGUAACAACGUUCAGUUCCCCUGCAGCCUGGCUUCUGGUCAUCGCUCUGAUAAUCACAUGGUCAGCUGUUGCUAUCGUUAUGUUUGACUUAGUGGAUUACAAAAACUUUUCAGCAAGCUCCAUUGCCAAGAUUGGCUCAGAUCCUCUAAAACUAGUGAAUGAUGCUGUGGAAGAAACCACCGACUGGAUCUAUGGCUUCUUUUCUUUGCUGUCUGACAUCAUCUCAUCUGAUGGCGAUGAAGAAGAUGAGGAGGCAGAUGAAGAUAUAGAUAAAGGAGAAAUUGAAGAACCACCCUUGAAAAGAAAAGAAAUACACAAAGAAAAGGCUGAAAAGCAGGAGAAACCUGAGAAGAAAAUACAAACUAAAGUUUCACACAGAGAAAAGGAAAGAGGAAAAGAAAAAAUAAAAGAAGGAGAAAAACCUGAGAAGAAAGCAACUCACAAGGAGAAACUUGAGAAAAAAGAAAAAGCAGAGACAAAGGCAAUGGCAAAAGAAGACAAGAAAGUUAAAACUAAGGAAAAGACUGAAGAAAAGGCUAAGAAGGAAACGAAAGUUGGGAAACAGGAGAAAGUGAAAGCAACAGCUGCAAAAGCAAAAGAAACUCAGAGAACAGCACCAAAAGCCAGAGAGAGAGAUGACAAAGAGACCGUACCUGUGCCCAAGCAUGAACAGAAAGAUCAGUAUGCGUUCUGUCGAUAUAUGAUUGACAUGUUUGUCCAUGGGGAUUUAAAACCAGGACAAAGCCCAGCCUUUCCACCACCGUCAGUGACAGCACCAGCUUCCCGACCUGCUCUGUCACCACCGGCCCUUGAAGAAAAAGAAAAAGAAGAGGAAAAGAAGAAAGCCGAGAAGAAAGUUACUUCUGAAACAAAAAAGAAAGAAAAAGGAGAAGGCAAAAAGAAGAGUGAGAGGGAAACUGCCUCUGAUGUGAAAAGCAAAGAACCAGGCAAAUCUCCUGAAACCAAACAAACGACUACAAAAGUCACCACACAAGCCUCAGCUAGAAAGGAUGAGAAGAAAGAAGAUUCCAAGAAAACGAAAAAAACUACAGAAGAACAACCCAAGGGAAAAAAACAGGAAAAGAAAGAACAGCACACAGAACCAGCAAAGUCACCAAAAAAGGAACAUCCAGCUCCAAGUGAAAAACAUGGAAAAGCAAAAGCUGAACGAGCCAAAGAAGAGAUUGCUGCUGCCUCAACCAAAAAGGCCGUGCACGGAAAGAAAGAAGAAAAAGCCAAGACAGUGGAGCAAGAAGUGAAAAAGGAAAAACCUGGAAAGAGUUCUUCGGAUUUGAAAGACAAAGUACCUGAAACCAAAAAAACUGAGAAGAUCUCCAAAGCAGGCAAAGAUGUACAGCCUAAACCACCACAGCCACAUGUGAAAAAAGAAGAGAAAUCAGAGCCUCAAAUUAAAAAGGAAGCAAAACCAGCAUCAUCUGAGAAGCCCCAAAUACGCAAGCAGGAUGUCGCCAAACCAGAGCAAGCUGCUCCCCAUGGGAAACCAGGUAAACAAAAAGUUUUCAAGCAGGUAAAAACUGUUACCGCAGAAAAAACAGAAAAAGCUGAACAUCAAGAGAAAGAGCGCCAGUCUAUAAAAACAGAUAAGCCUAAGCCAUCUUCAAAGGAAACAUCAGAAGCCGUAGAGUCAGGAAAGAAAAAAAUUGAAAAAUCUGAAAAGGAAAGUAAAGUUCCAACAAGACAAGAACAUCUUCAGGUUCACAAUGUUACUAAAGAAAAACCUGGAAAAAUACCAAAAGAAUCCAAAGAUGUACCAGCCUCAAAGAAAGAUAAAGAAGUAACUGAUGAUGUAUCUUCACCAAAGAAGCAAAAGAGUCCCAUCAGUUUCUUCCAGUGCGUCUACUUGGAUGGGUACAAUGGCUAUGGAUUUCAGUUUCCUGUCACUCCCGCCCAAAGUCCUGGAGAGAAUUCUGGCAAAGCAAAUUCUCCAGGACAGAAGCAGCAAGGCCAAUAGCCACAUAUGCAUGACCCUGACAACUGCUUUAACAUGGUGAAAGUGGAAUCUUCUCUUUUGUCCACAAUGGCACAGGCAAUUGAAACUAUCCAACCCUGUGAUUUCUUUGUGAACGUUCUACUCUUCCACCUAGCAUUACAUAAUGGCAUGGACAAAGGGGUAAACUAGUAAGUUGGAGGGUCUAAUGCUAGAGAAUCUCUGUGUCUGUCUGUUGCUGUGGGAGGGGUACUUACAUUUAGCUGUUUUUAUUCAUUGCAAAGUUGUGCAUUCAUUAAAGUUUACUUCAUAUUGUUCUUUUAGAUGUAAUUGGCACAAUUACAAAAUGAAAUUUAUGGCUUUGGGUAGCUAAUUUUUAAAUUGGUAACAUAGACUGUGUUCUAACUUUAAAUGGUACAGGAACAUAUAUUAAAGUUACUCUUCUGCAUCAUGUGGGUAAACUCGGUUUACCCAAAGACACACGUGUAUCAUUAUAUUCACGUGAGUUUCUAGUUCAGUUUCGGCAAGGCUCUACAAUAGUUAUGUCUUCCACCAGAGUGUUGUAAGUUCCUUGCCAUGUUCUUAAAGCUCAGAGUGCCUGACAGACAGAACAUGAUGAAGAACAAGGUGCUUCAGGGAUCUUAUCUUUCAGGUUGUCUUGAGCUAUAAUUAUGACAUUCUCUCCUGUGGACAUACACUUGCAGUUGAGCACAUCUGGUAAAUCAUUUGUUUAAUAUGCAAGUGAAUCAGAUGUGAGAUUUUCACACUUCUCCAGGUUAUGCCCCAGUGAAAACAUCACCUGGGUGAAGGAUUAGAUCAAUCAAUAACCAUGGAUGACCAAUGCAAACAUUGCUUUAUUUCUCAAUACAUUCUUUCUGUAAAGUUAAAUGUUUUCCUUUUCAAAUGGAAACAAUGCGAGUGUCAUAGAUAUUUAAGUGAGACAUUUUGGGACUAGGUGUGUUCACUUACUUUCUUUUGACUAAUUAGACAUUAUAUGAAUGGCAGUUUUUAACUUACUUGUCCAUGCAUGACUGAAAAUAACUGUCGAGAGUGUUCAUCUCUUUGAUGACAUUAACACUCAUUUUUAAUGAACUUUUCUUAUCAACUUUAAAAAUCUUCUGUAAUUUUUCAUCAUAUUUCCAGUUGCAGCUGAACUUAAAACGAAGUAACUCAGGAAAUGACUUGAGUUACCAUUUCUGCCACUAUCAUCAUCUCAGCCCUUGGCUGAGCUACACAGUGUGUGAACCAGCCCUGUGAUUGGUUUUCAAGUGCUGAAGCUAACUACAGUUCUUGAUGUCCAAGACAUAGGUCUGUUCUAUCAAUAUUGAGGUAGGGUGUGGAUCAUAUAAUUGCCAUUAAUGAUAGAAUGUCAGUGACUUUUAUAAAAACAUUAGUUUCAGUCAGAUGCUGACAGACUUAGUUCACACCCCAAAAGCCAACAAUACAAUGGACUUGAAAAAUGGAGCCAUUUGGAGGGGAAGGGAGACCUAUAACAUCAGACCGGAUGGUACCGUCUUGCAAAGUCCCUUCACAAAGCAAUUCAAACUUAUAAGGAAAACAGUGGAUAAAGGUCUCUGUUUUGCUGCGGGUCACACAUGAAAUUACCUGAGCAAAGGAACAGAGAGCAAAUGUGACAGUUGUUUAAAAAUGCAUACAACAGGAUUGUUAUCCACCACUUUGUUAUCAUUCAAUGACUAUGUACUAAGCACUGAGUCUACUCUGUGUCGGGUACCAGACUGUCUAACAAAGUACAGCAAAACGUUUUACCUAGUACUGUCCUGGCAGAGUAAAUGACAUUGAAAAAUUUACUGUAUGACUGUAUCUCCAUGUGUCAAAGAACUGUCAAAACAAGCAGCUCGAUUCAAAGAGUUACUCUGGAGACAGAUAAAGUGUCUUAAUAUGAAUAUGUUUCAAAACGUUCUCUGAAAUUAUGUUUUUGGAGAUGACACUAGUUUAUCUCCACGGACUUUUGAAUAUCAUCAUCUAUUUUCUUUCUGAAACAAAUUGAUAAAAAAUAUAACAGAUGUCAUUGUAAAUUAGCUGUGAAUUAGA
Molecule: messenger RNA, 4399 nt
Organism: Meriones unguiculatus (Mongolian gerbil)
Lineage: Eukaryota; Metazoa; Chordata; Mammalia; Rodentia; Muridae
Gene: Trdn
Product: triadin
Exons: 38
Coding region: 281-2371 (696 amino acids)
Cellular component (GO): sarcoplasmic reticulum; membrane
Molecular function (GO): signaling receptor binding
Source: RefSeq, a predicted model, not a curated record